Molecule: messenger RNA, 2954 nt
Organism: Lottia gigantea (owl limpet)
Lineage: Eukaryota; Metazoa; Mollusca; Gastropoda; Lottiidae
Exons: 20
Coding region: 1-2721 (906 amino acids)
Source: RefSeq, a predicted model, not a curated record
AUGUCUGGACAAACUAAGCGCAGUGCUUCAGUUCAACUUCCAGUUCAGCAUAAAUCUGAUAUUGCUCGUUUUAAAUCAGCACCAGCUUGCUGCAGUCGAAGGUCCAAUUCUGAAGACAGCAAACAUUUUUUAACAACAACUAUAAGGAAGAAACAUUGGAAUCGGUUGAAAAAUAAAAAGCGAGAUGGGACACCAGAGAAGUCAACUACACCAUCCCAAGAUGUAUCAGAUGAAAACAGACCACCCUCUAUGAAUGUUAUAUGGAAUGAAGACAUUGAAAAAUUACAAAUCAAACAUGAAGAAAUACAAAAGCUUCAUGACCCUAGACCACCAUCAGAAAGAAAAAGUACACCCGUUAUUAAAAAUGUCAGCAUACGUAAAGUUAGACCUCCAUCAGAACCAGGCAAACCUCAACCUCUCAAUGUUACUGUAGCUAAACCAGCACCAGAAGAUGCACCAUUAAAACCUAUUAACUAUACUGGUUAUGCUGGACCUAGAUAUAAUUAUAAUGGAGAUGUACUAUCACACAGUAUUCUGGGUGGAUUUGAAGAGUUUCAUAAUGAGGCUGUCAAACGUGGAGAUUUUAUUAAUGUAGAAACACCAACACUUGAUUUAGAUCAAUCUGAUAAACCUACAGUUAAAUAUGAAAAGAAAAGACCCAGAUCUCAGAAAACACGAAGACAAGCUGAAGAGAAUAAUGCUUUAAUAAACUGGCAGAUGAAAAUGAUAGAAAGGAAAAAACAGCAGGGAUACAUUUCUAAAUUAUUACAAGUACCACCAGAAGAUUUAGUAAUGAAUCAAGGUGAUAAUUACCGUGUUUUACAAGAAAAACGAGACGUAAUUGAGAAAACUAUUCCAGCUAUAGACUACGGUAAAGGAUAUCGUGUUGGCAGUGAGUUUUGGAAUCAACAGAAAUUACUAGGAGACAAUAUUAAUGGUAUUCAUAUGAGUUUAAAAGAUACAGAAAAAGGAAUAGGACCACCAGUACAACAUAUUGGUAUUCCACAAUCUGUUCGUAAAGAAAAAGGAUGGACCUGGGCAGAAGAUCAUCAUACAGAAGUACAUUAUCCCUGGCAUAAAACACCAUACCUGUCAUCUCGGGUCAAACAACUACAACCUUAUAUGAAUGAACUUGACCCACACCAACCUGAAUUUGCUGGUUUAGAAAUCAUUGGAAGUAACAGACCUCUACAAACAACAGUUGAUGUUGAUUCUGAUACAGACUGGACAGAAAUACAAGCUGAAUCAGAAACAGAAGAUACCAUAGUUGAUCCAUUAAGUGAACAUCCAGAUGUACAUCCAGCACCUAUAUUUGGACCUUCCAUCCAGUUUGCUGGUCAACCCGCUCGUUGGACCGGAGAUAGUCAUAGUUUUAAGAAUGAAAUGGGUGUUGAAGCGAGGGUAACAUUUGAAUCCUAUACCAAUGAACGUAUAACCUCCUACCUAGAAAUUAUAAAUGAUGGUACAACUUCUAUAUAUUAUGAUUGGAAAAAACUAGAUAAUGAUAAUCCAUUUGAAUUAGUAAAAUCCUCUCAUAUUCAACGUUUUUAUUUCAACAAUAGUAGUGGUGUGGUAUUACCAGGUGAAACUAUGAAGUUUCCGUUUGUAUUCAAGUCACCUAAUGCAGGAGUUUUUAGUGAACAAUGGUUAUUUGAAACUAGACCUGUAGUUUGUGGUGGAGCUGCAUUGGUAGUAACAUUACGUGGUGUGGCUUUACAAGAAGACGUUUAUAAAAAACAUAGAGAAAUUAUUGAGCAAGAUCUACAAGAUAAACAGGCUUGUCAAGUUGUCAAAUAUUUAUUAUAUGAAUUAAUAGAUGGUAUUAGAACACCAGAACGAUGUCGUUCACCUAUUGAUGCUUAUAUUACAGAGGAAGACACUUUCACUAGACUUAAUCAUGGGGUGUGUUAUAAAUAUGAACAAGUUGAAGAAUUAAAGAGAAUAUAUAAACAGUUAUUUACAUUAGAAGAAAGAGAUACAGCAGACUGGGAUUUAUCACUAGAUACACUGAAAGAGAAAAUAUUAGAACUCUCUGAAGAUGAUGAAUUAAAGGAACCAAUGUUAAAUCAAGUUAGUCUAGCUGUAAAUAAAAUGUCUUUCAUACCAACUUUACCAGUUCGAGAAGAAAUGGAGAAACUGGCUUAUAAUCAUUUAUCAGAAGCUCUAGACAAUAUGUGUGGAUAUUCUAUAUAUUUACGUCAAACUAUUGGUCUCCCUGAUAAAGACUUUAAUGAUUCUUCAGAUACAAAAGAAACUGAAAUCCCUGCACCACUUCUUGAUCAACCAGUCAUAAAUAAGAAAAAAGGAAAAGUUCGAGCUGGUCGACUUGGGUCUGGAGAAACUGACCUACCAGUAGCUAGUGAUAAAAGAUCCAAAUCAGUAGAGAAACCCAAAGUUGAACCUAAACAGGACAAGAAAGUUACCCCAACUAAAGAAGUUAAAGGUACCAAGGGAGCAAAAGAGUUGCCUAAGCCUGUAGAAAGUAAGGGUAAAAUAACACCAGCACCUAAGAAAACACCGAGUCGUAUAGAUGCUAUAACACCCAUUGGUGAAAAUAGUUUAACACCAACACCUUCACCUACUCCAACAUUUGAUUCUGUAGUUGAUAAAAAAUAUAAAGAAAAACUAUAUAGCAUGACGUAUUUAAUAUUAGGAGAUCUGACCAGUAAAAUACAGAAUAUAUGUGAUGAUGUUAGAAGAGACAGAGUAUUAAGACUAUGAAAUAUUUCAUUAAUUUUUUUAACUUAAAAUGUAAAUCUGUGAUAUUUAACUGUGAUUUUUUUAUUAUUCUGUUCUUUAUAGUUUUCUAAAAUCAUGAUUUUGUAUUUUUCAAGAGUAUUUAAAUUUCUCGUUAAAUAUUUAUUGAGAAUUGAAUAUAAAAGUAACAAUUAUUAUUUCUAUUUUGUACAUCAAGAUGAUUUAUCAGGAAAAUUUCAUUAUAGUAUUGACUGUUG